Molecule: messenger RNA, 1294 nt
Organism: Python bivittatus (Burmese python)
Lineage: Eukaryota; Metazoa; Chordata; Lepidosauria; Squamata; Pythonidae
Source: RefSeq, a predicted model, not a curated record
AUGGAUGUCAUGGUAGGCGUCUGGGUUUGCCUGGCAGCUGCAAGAACAGUUGUAGGCCUUGGAAUGGACCCUAGCUUACAAAUUGAUAUUAUCAAAGAACUGGAUCUUGUCAAUAUGACUAUCGGAGUUACACAAGUGUCUGGACUACAUAAUACCAGCAAAGCAUUUCUAUUUCAAGCUGUAGAUAGAGAAAUCCAUGCAGCGUCCCAUACAAACGAUAAGUUAAUUCAGCUCUUCCGGAACAAAAGUGAAUUCACAUUUCUGACCACCCUACAGCAGCAGGCAUCAACAUCUGGAGUUAUUCUGUCCAUACGAGAGUUGGAGCACAGUUACUUUGAACUGGAAAGCAGUGGCCUGAGAGAUGAAAUAAGGUAUCACUACAGAUUUAAUGGAAAGACAAGAACAGAAGUAUUUCCAUAUCGGCUAGCAGAUGGACAGUGGCAUAAAAUUGCAUUGUCACUCAGCGCAUCCCACCUCUUGCUUCAUGUGGACUGCAAUAGGAUUUAUGAACGUGUGAUAGAUCGCCCAGAAACAAAUUUGACUCCAGGAAGCAAUUUGUGGCUAGGACAACGCAAUAGAAAACAUGGCUUUUUAAAGGGUGUCAUUCAAGAUGCGAAAGUCAUCUUUAUGCCUAACGGAUAUAUAACUCAGUGUCCUAAUCUGAAUCGCACCUGCCCAACCUGCAGUGACUUCUUAAGCCUGGUACAAGGAAUUAUGGAUUUACAAGAACUUCUAGCUAAAAUGACAGCAAAACUAAAUUAUGCAGAAAUGAGACUUAGUCAGUUGGAAAACUGUCACUGUGAGAAGACUUGCCAAGUAAAUGGAGUCAUCUAUCGAGACAAAGAUUCGUGGGUAGAAGAUGAUCACUGCAGGAAUUGCACAUGUAAAAAUGGAAUAGUGGAAUGCCGACGGAUGGCCUGCCCACUACUGAACUGUUCUUCUGAUGGCCUUCCAGUCCAUGUAAUUGGCCAGUGUUGCAAAGUGUGCAAAUCAAAAUGCAUCUAUGGAGAGAAAGUGUUGGCAGAAGGUCAGAAGAUUUUAAUCGAGAACUGCAGAGAAUGUCGUAAUGGGAUUUUAGUAAAAGUAACAGAGACCUGUCCUCUACUGAACUGCUCGGAAAAAGACUAUGUCCUCCCAGAGAAUCAGUGCUGCAGUGUUUGUAAAGGUCAUAAUUUUUGUGCACAAGGGCACCGAUGUGGUGAAAAUUCAGAGUGCAGAAACUGGAACACACGAGCUACUUGCGAAUGCAAAAGUGGUUAUGUCUCGGUCCAAGGGGACUCUGCCUAUUGUGAAG